This is a messenger RNA of Carya illinoinensis, 906 nucleotides long. RefSeq names its product mitochondrial acidic protein mam33. NCBI's taxonomy places the organism in Eukaryota, Viridiplantae, Streptophyta, Magnoliopsida, Fagales, Juglandaceae. The transcript is spliced from 3 exons. Gene Ontology annotation, cellular component: mitochondrial matrix. The record is from RefSeq and is a predicted model, not a curated record. Bases 68 to 679 code for a protein of 203 amino acids.
UUCGACCCCGAGUCUCCGGACACAUCCAUUUGUAUUUUCCUUAUCUCGUAGAAAGUCGAAGCGUAGGAUGGCGAGGCUGACUCCUAUCUUGCGAAAGGGUCGGAAAGCUCUUCCAGAUUUGGACUUGCUCAAGGUCUUGCAGUCUGAGAUCGCACACGAGCACUCCUUCAAUCGCUUUCAGAAUAACCAAAGUGGUUCCUUAGGGAAUUUUUUGGUGGAAUGGGAUUCGCCCCAAUCCCAAGAUGUGGUUUUGCGGAAAACAUGCGAGUCAGGGGAAGAGGUUGCUGUAUCAGCUGUGCUUGGUCCAGCGACAUAUGGAAAAGAGAGUGCGUUCCCAAGGGAAGUUUUGAUGAAAGUAUGUUUAAAAAAGCCUGGCUUGAGCUCAAUGUUGCAGUUUGAUUGUGGAGUUUCUUACAGAGGCAAUGAUGUAUCUGAGUUUGACAUCCAUAAUGCCAACUAUAUCCCAUCAUCAAUUCGUGUCAACUCUUCCCUCUACAGAGGCCCAUUAUUCAGUUCUUUGGACCCUCAAUUACAAGAUGCUCUCAAGGAGUACUUAGUAUCUAGGGGAAUUGGAGAAAACCUAACCAACUUUCUCUUGCUUCACCUACAUAAAAAGGAGCAAGUCCAAUAUGUGAACUGGUUACACAAACUCGAAUCAUCGGUAGCAAAAACCAAGUGACAACCAGUGGCAGAUUUAACUCAUACAUACUUAAUUCUUUCUCAUCAAUACCAAAUCCAUCAUGUUGUAUGCAAAAUUGUCAUUUAAUAUUGCAUGCAGUUUGGACUCAACCGCAAUAAUCAGCGGGGAUAUUAUUGUAGUUUUUCUCCUAGUUACAGUCUGGGUUCUCAUUUUGAUAACCUGGAUGCGAUCAAUUGGAAUAAUUUCAAGAUUGAAGGUGAUGGCAA